Molecule: messenger RNA, 591 nt
Organism: Prorocentrum cordatum
Lineage: Eukaryota; Dinophyceae; Prorocentrales; Prorocentraceae
Source: the annotation of a GenBank genome assembly
AUGGGGGCGGGGGAGGGCGGGGUCGAGACGGAGCAGAGGCACCUCUUGAGCGGGGGCCUGCACUCGAAGAAGCUCCGCUGGCGCUCGGCCGGCUCUGGCCGCGAGGUCACCGCUGGCCGGCUCCCGCAGGCCGUCGGCGAGCUCUCGGCGCGCGUCGACGACAGCCUGGCCUCCACCGCCGAGGCCGACAGGGAGGCCCGCAGGACGGAUUCCGAGCGCCACCAGACGAGCGUCACGGACCUCAUGGACGCCCUGCGGGCGGAGCGGGUGCUGCGCGCCUCGGAGGCAACCAGGCUGCGGCAGGCGCUCGCCGACCUCGCCCUGAACAUGAACGCCGCCCUCGGCGAUGAGCUCGCGCUGCGCGGGUCCGAGGGCCUCGCGCAGGCCUUCCAGGCGCUGCAGGCCGCCAUCGGCGAGGAGGCCCUGCAGAGCGCGGCGCGGUCCGGCUCCGGAAGCCCGGGCGGGAGCCGGCUGGCCUCCGCGUCGGCGGCCUCGGCGGGCGUGGAGAGGCUCAAGCUCGAGGCCGACGCGCUGCGGUCGGACCGCUCGGCCGCGCUGGCCAGGGAGGCCACGGAGCUCGUCGGCUGGUGA